Messenger RNA from Closterium sp. Naga37s-1, 1992 nucleotides. Lineage: Eukaryota; Viridiplantae; Streptophyta; Zygnematophyceae; Desmidiales; Closteriaceae. The record is from the annotation of a GenBank genome assembly.
AUGGAGGCGGCGCAGGCGGUACUGGCGGCGUUCGACACGUCGCUGUCGCGGCAGUGGCGCGACGAGGACCGCCGCUGGCGCGCGGAGGACCGCCAGUGGCGCGCGGACGACCUCGCGUUCCGCGAGGAGGAGCGGAGAUGGUUCGGGGAAGAGGCGGAAAUGCGGAGCGCGGAAAUUAGGUGGGAGAAAGGGAGAGGGGGUGUGGUGGGGGGGAGGGAGGAGGGGAAGAGGGGGGAAGGGGGGAGGGGAGGGGGGAAGAGGGGAGAGACGGGGGGAGAGGGAGGUGUGAGGGUGGGGGAUGGGCAAGGAGAAAUAUUGUGGAGGGAGGAAGACAUGAACCAACGCCACGUGGACAAUGCAAGAUACCUCUGGGCCAGAUUUGUUGAGAAGAACCGGCGAGAUGUGGAGGAGAAGUCGGAGCAGCUCAAGGCGAUCUCGAACCUCGCAGCGCUGUUUGCUGGCUUCGCUGUUGUCACACUCACGCAAUUCCAAGUCACCCUCGAAGACUCUCCGAUGUGGAACAUUGCUCUAUACGGCAUCCUCACUGCCAUCUCGGUCUGUCUGCACACAGUCGCCAUGGUGCAGUGCACGCUCAUCAUGGGAAGCAUCUUGAAGAACGGCAAGGCCUACGUGGACGAGGAGGCCGAGGAGCACUUCAUGUUCCGCUGCUUGCUCUUUGUGCGCUCUUUCUCACUGGGAGACAGGCCUCCUGCGCCGCGGCGCACGUUUGAAGCCUUUUGGGAGUACAGGUGUGAAGAUGACUGGCGCAAGGCAUUCAACUACUUCACAUGGGGAAUCUUUUCGUUCCUUCUCAGCCUCAUUCCUAUCGGAUGGAUUAAGUUCAACUUCUCAACCUUCAUCCCAGCAGCGUUCACCGCCAUUGUCAUCUGCUCCAUGGUGCUCUGGGCCUAUCAGCAGCUGUCAUGGGGCGUCUAUCUCACCAAGGGACACUGCCUUUUCAGCUCAACCACCAAGGCGACUCAACAGGCUAACCUGCUUCCCACCUCGUCUCCCCUUACCCACCACCAUCCCCCCAGGGCGUAUCAGCAGCUGUCAUGGGGCGCCUAUCUCACCAAGGGCCGCCGCCAGUUUGACUCGCUCCUCUCCGAAGCCGAGUCCUUCCGAGUGCGCCCCUCCAGCCUCCCCUUUGACUGGCACAUCGCUGCGGUUUCCCUCUUGCCUUCCCCACCCCAUACCCUUCCCCCCAGGGCCUAUCAACAGUUGUCAUGCAGAGCGCAUCUCAUCAAUCAAGGACCAGCACUGUCUCAUCCGAUUAUUCAACCUCUAACCUCCUCCUCACGUCCUUCCCUCCCUUGCACUACCCCUCUAUCCCCCAGGGCGUAUCAGCAGCUGUCAUGGGGCGCGUAUCUCACCAAGGGCCGUCGCCAGUUUGACUCGCUGCUCUCCGAAGCCGAGGCCUUCCGAGUGCGCCCCUCCGGCCUCCCCUUUGACUGGCACAUCGCCCCGGAAGCUUCCCGGAAGCGCAGCUCCUCGCGGAGAAGCCGGAGCGGGAGAGAGGGUGGGUCGAGCGAUGCUGCUUCCACGGCUUUUGCAGACGGUGAUGGUGGUCCGGAGUUGAAGCCUGGUUCGGGAUUGGAGAACACGGAUGGUAAGGCGCCCCGAACCUCGGCUUCUGGUUCGGGGAAUGGGAAUGUGAAGGCAUCAGAGGAUGGGGCUUCGGGUCUUGGGAGCAGUGGUGAGAAGGUUGCUCAAGGGCAGGGGGGUAAGAAAGUGGAGGAGAAGGGUGAGAGGGCAAGUAUGAAUGGAGGAUUGGAUAGUACUUGCAGAGCGAGGCGUGAACCUGGCCAAGAGGAUUGUUUGAUUGGUGGUGAUAGUGGUGGUGGUGGCGGUGGUGGUGAUAGUAUUGAUGUUGGUGAUUCGGGUUUGUCGUUGGCUGGUGGUGGGAAUGUGCCUCGUGCUGCGGUUGCGAGUAAAACAAAGAAGGCCAGCAGCAGGGUUAGCAGUUGCGAGAUCAGUGAGGUGCAGGAGUGA